AUGGGCCGGAUCUCAGGGCUCGUGCCCUCGCGUUUCCUGACGCUCCUGGCGCACCUGGUGGUCGUCAUCACCUUGUUCUGGUCCCGGGACAGCAACAUCCAGGCGUGCCUGCCUCUCACCUUCACCCCCGAGGAGUAUAAGACGCAGGACAUUCAGCUGGUGGCCGCGCUCGCUGUCACCCUGGGCCUCUUUGCAGUGGAGCUGGCCGGUUUCUUCUCAGGAGUUUCCAUGUUCAACAGCACCCAGAGCCUCCUCUCCAUCGGGGCUCACUGUAGUGCAUCUGUGGCCCUUUCCUUUUUCAUAUUUGAGCGUUGGGAGUGCACCACGUACUGGUACAUUUUCGUCUUCUGCAGUGCCCUCCCAGCAGCCACUGAAAUAGCCUUAUUCAUCAGCGUCUUUGGGCUGAAAAAGAAACCGUUCUGA
Molecule: messenger RNA, 423 nt
Organism: Pipistrellus nathusii (Nathusius's pipistrelle)
Lineage: Eukaryota; Metazoa; Chordata; Mammalia; Chiroptera; Vespertilionidae
Source: the annotation of a GenBank genome assembly